AUGGUUAGGCCGUUCUACUCUGAUCAAAGACGUCGCGAUUUCGAGGCUCAAGUAUCUGGACAACCCACUGAAGCUGGGCAGGAGGAGUCUUUCAGUUGCUCCUUCUCCUCUGCCGCCUCUGGGCCCAGUGGCAGUGCGCCCUUCUUUAAGGUCGAGGUCCUUGUGCCGGCAUCGGAGCCUGGGUCCUCUUCGUCGUCGUGGGGAAGGGGUAGGAAUUCGCCAACUGCGUUGACGCGGACUUUCAUCGAGAGCACCGGAGAGGCAGUGCGCAAGUUCUUCUGUGGCAGCACGCACAGCUACUCCUUCGAGGAUCAGCGCAACAUCUUAGAGUACGAAACCUACGCCUCGGAAGAUGACCAGAUGGGCAGAUCUGGAGAUCUCGGCGAUGACUGCGAACUGGGGGAAGUCCGGAGACAGCAUAUCGUAAUGACUGGAGAGGUCUGGAAUUCGAUCCUCACCAAAGCACCCAAACUCAUACCUACGGUACGUUUGGACGUUCAGUUGCUACUUGGUUAUUCACACGUGUUUUUAGGCUAUAUUUUAAAGCUGCAGUUAACUUUCCCUUUUCGAGGUACAGUAAAUUCCCUGUCUCCUGAAAUGUCAACCGAAAUUCUGAAAUAUAUUUUUAAUUCCAACGUAUUAAUCAAAUAUGGUUUUGAUGAUGAUUAUCCUGCAUCUUGA
Dibothriocephalus latus is the source of this 681-nucleotide messenger RNA. Lineage: Eukaryota; Metazoa; Platyhelminthes; Cestoda; Diphyllobothriidea; Diphyllobothriidae. The record is from the annotation of a GenBank genome assembly.